Trypanosoma grayi is the source of this 3390-nucleotide messenger RNA. RefSeq lists its product as hypothetical. The coding region runs from base 1 to 3390 and encodes 1129 amino acids. The transcript has a single exon. The record is from RefSeq and is a predicted model, not a curated record. Gene Ontology annotation, molecular function: small GTPase binding; nuclear import signal receptor activity. Lineage: Eukaryota; Euglenozoa; Kinetoplastea; Trypanosomatida; Trypanosomatidae. Gene Ontology annotation, biological process: protein import into nucleus. Gene Ontology annotation, cellular component: nucleus; cytoplasm.
AUGGCGGAAACGGCUGCUGAAUGUGGCCUCGGCCUUGAGGAGCUGCACCGCAUGCUGCAUACCAUCCUGCACUCCACCGACAACAUUGAGCGACGCAGUGUGGAGGCGGCCGUCGUGCGUGCUCUCUCCACGCCCGCCACGCUCAUGCUGCUGGUGCGCGUGCUGCAGGACGUCCAGGGAGUCGCCCCCGGGGUUCGCCAACUCGCUGCCGUGCUUCUUCGCAAAAAGGUCUUCUCGCUGUGGCACGCGAUCCCGGCGGAGUCGAGGGUGGAGCUCAAAAGCAUUCUGCUCGCACAGCUCGGCUACGAGCCUGUGCGUGUGGUGCGCUUUGCCGUGGCGCACCUUGUGUCGCGCCUGGCGAAGGCUGACGCCCUUGAGAGUGAGGAGGGGUGGCCGGAGCUGCAGCAGGCGAUCCGCUCGGCGGUCGAUGACCCACGCGCCGAUAUGCGCGAGUUGGCGAUGGUGCUCGCGUACAGUAUUGCUGAGGUGCUAGGCGAGGGCCAAAGUCUCAGUGAGCUUGUCGCUGAGGCCGUUCUUCGGGGCAUGACAGACGCUGACGAUGGGGUGCAGCGGGCUGCCCUGAAGGCGGUGGGCGCGCUGUUGCCGUUUCUAGAAGACAAGAGACAAGAGCGUGAGCAGCUGCUGCAACGCCUUGUGCCUUGCUGUCUGGAGCUACUCGCGCAGUACAGUGCGGUAGAGGCCAAGACAACCCUCUGCGUGGAUGUGCUGGAUCUGCUGGAGCAACUCGUCGAGGACCUCAGCGUAAAGAGGCACGAAGGCCUUCUGCGCACCAUGGCCCUCUCGGUGCUGACGGUGUUCGUCAAUACGGCGAAUAGACCCCGCGUCCGACAAAACUGCAGCGAGAUGUUGGUCAGCCUCGUGAACAUGAAACCGAAGUUUGUGUCGCACGCACUACUCGAGCCGAUCGUUGCGGCAUGUGUCCAAGUGAUGGGUGAGGACGGCACCAUCUCGCUGCCUGAGGUGGCCCACGUGGAGGAUGCUGACGAAGAUAGCGGCAACGAUGACGAUGACGCGGAGAUGCUGCAUGUGAAUCCUCCCUGCAUGUACGCCGGUCGCCUCCUCAGCACGCUGGCAACCAAAAUCUCUGCCAAGUUGUUCACCGGCGCGUUACUGCCGUUUGUAUCGCGCGUGUCCGACAACCCGCACGCCAGCCCGCUCGAGCGCAAAGCUGGGAUUCUCUCGCUUGCCUGCCUGGCGGAGGGAAACCCCGGCUACCUGCGGCGCCGCGUGCAGUACGUUUUGAAACUGACGCACGACUUGCUGCACGACGAGAGCCCGGUGCCCCGCGAGGCGGCAGCGUUUGCCCUCACAUACUUCUGUCUACACCUGCAGCCGGAGAUCCUUACGCACCACCAGCAACUGUUCCCCAUGCUUGUGCCGCUGCUUCGCGACGAUGUUGACGGCGUCCGCCGCCGUGUGGCGGGCGCGCUCGACACGUUGUGCGAGAACGUUGCUGAGGACGUGGAGCCGUAUGUGCCGCUGGUGCUGCCGGCCGUGCUGGAGGCGAUUGGCCGCAGCUCGCUCGACACUCAGAAGGAGCUCUGCGGCGUCAUCUCGUCAUUGGCCACCACCCGCUGCCCAUCAUUUCAAGCACAUGCGACGCACUGCCUCGAGCUUCUCAAGACACCGCUCACAAUGACGUCGCCCGAGACGAUUCUGCUGCGCGCCAAGGCGACAGAGGCGGUUGGCAUCGUCGCAAACGCCAUUGGGAAGGAGGCGUUCCUGCCGUACCUGCCCUUCUUCAUGGAGCGCGUUGUCGACAACCUCCGUACACGCCAGGCCGAUCUUCGGGAGCAGAGCUUCGGCUUUCUCUCGAACCUCUGUGAGACGCUGCGCGGUGACUUUGCCCCCUACCUCGAUGACUCUAUCGCUUGUGCACUGCAAACAGUCCACGAGGACCGUACACACUACGAGAACAAGCACCUACUGGCUGAAGGAGGUAUGCGAGGUUUUGACAUUGCUGACGAUGACGACGACAAUCACAGCAAUGGAAGUAACAAGGAGGAUGAGGAAAGCGAGGCGGAGGAGAUUCACGCGCGUGUGCGAACGGCAGACGUUGAGGAGAAGAGCAGCGCCAUCUACUGCAUUGGUGUUUGUGCGGAAGUGCUUUUAGCUGAAUUUGGGACCGCUCGAAUCGAUACAUGCUGGGCGGCGCUUACCGAGCUUAACACGCACUUUCACAGCAGUAUCCGCUGCAGCACACUCACGGCCCUCGCGAAGUUGACGAUGGCGGCGCACGGCUCUACAGCGGUGGUGAAGUCGACGUCGCAGGACACACUCACACCAUACGCUCGUCGGCUGCUGAACACCUUGACCAAUGAUAUGUUGCUCCCGUGCAUGCAGGAGGACUCGGACAAGGAGGUUGUUGCUGCGGCUUGUGACGCCUAUGAGCUACUGUUCAACUUCUUUGGUCCACAGGUAGUUACUGAGAACGUUGACGUGUUUGUGGAAACUGCGAAGGCUAUGCUUCAGCAAAGCUUGCCCUGCCAACGUGAAGCCGAGGAUGAUGAUGAGGACGAGGAGGAUGAUACCACAGGUGGCCGUGCUAAUGCUGCUUCUGGUGGAGAGGUGGUACUUGGCGAGGAUCACGAUGGGGUGUUGAUGGACGCGGCUUGCGACAUGGUGGAGGCAUUCGCAAAGGCCUACGGCCCAUCGUUCAGGGCAUACAGCGACACGAUUCUGCCGCUACUGCUGCCGUACGCCGCGGACGACCGUCCAUCGGAGGAUGUUGUCAUGGCGACGGGUUGCAUCGCAACGAUCAUGGAGGCACUUGGUCCGUCUUCGGAUGUGUACCUUGAACACUCUAUCCGCCUCGCUCUGCAUCUCAUUGAGUCGACAGAUGAAUCCUCUGUGAAGGCGAACUGUGCGUACCUCCUUCGCACAUUCGUGGAGAGUUGCGCGGGACAUCUCGACAGUGAGGCCGCCACAGGGCCGCUGCUGCAUGCACUCUGGGGAAUCGCCAGCAGCAGCGACGAGAUACCGGCUGCCGUUGACAAUGCCGUGUCAGCUACCUGUUCGAUGGUUCGGUGUCUCUCGCCCUCCGUCGUGCCCCUUCCGUCUGUUGUGCCGGCGCUGCUGACGAGAAUACCGAUGCGGGUGGAUCGCACGGAGAACGCCAAUGCCAUUCGAACCCUCAUACAUCUCUUGACAACUCAGAGUGACUUCACCCAAUCGAACUGUGGAGUGGAUGCGGUGCGCUGCGUCGCAGUUGUGCUCGCGUCGCUGACGGUAGACGAGGAGCAGAAGCAGCUGCUUGCUGCGCAGGGCGUCGCCCCAUUCCUCGAGCGCUACAGAAACCAAUGGAGGGACGCGUGUGCGCAGCUGCCCACCGAGCUGCAGGCUGCACUGGACCGAUAUGGCUGCUGCUGA